AGUCCAUGGAACAACCGGAAUGGAGCACACCCCUCGCCAGAUCACACAGUUAACUUCAGGAGUUAACAUCGACUGAAUUUCCGGGCUGCAUGGUUGUCUCCACACCCUGACAAACGCGAUGUCUCUGCAUUGUGCUGGUUGCGAUCGGGAGGAGACGUCUCUUCUGGAGCGAUUAUAAAUGUAUGGGACACGCUGCGAUCCACCUGACUCGUCGCAUAUGCAGCCCCCCCUGUCCUCGAGCAACUAACCAGACUCCUCUACCUGGGAUACACCUGGACCACCUCAGGGUGGUCAUUCGUCGCUCAGUGCGCAUGCCCAUUUCGCUCCACGGACAGCACUGUCAUGGCGGAGACGAGUAAGAGCAGGAGGUGAAUCAGGAAGAGAUGACGCUGAAUGUGGGUUAAAACUGAAAUUUAAGAAAGUCAAGCGCUAAGCAGCUGUUGCGGAAAUACUGAACUGGGAACUUUUCCUCUGACGAGUAUCGCCGUAGUUGCAGUCGGACGUGCACCUGCGUUACGUUUCGGAGUUUUGCAGCUCACCCGUGCGCUUAUUUUACCUGUCUCCGGUCUGUGCUAGCGCUACACUGCGACUCUGAAGAAAUGAAAGUCACUGUUUCCUGUGCUCAUUUAAAAUUUGACUGAGCUGAGCAUGAGCAAACGCUCUGGUUCAUGCGUGUGUAGUUAUUAGCUAUGUUGCUGGCGAGCUAGCUUGACUUGGGGUUUAUCCAGCACAAUUCUUUUUGCACCUUAUCAAGUUUCGUAGGUAAAGGGGUUGUAUAGGGUAACGCCGCAGUCCCACGAUUCGGUGUCAGACUGAAAACUCAACACUUGAGAGCCGACAAACAUCUUGUUCAAUACGAAAAAUAUAUAUGUUUUAAAUCAAGAAUGCGGUUUGGAAUUUAGUUUUUUGAUGGGAACGGACAUAUUUUGCGCAUUUAACUUUCAUCUUAAAUAACACCAAAGGGACCUUUGACUUCCCCAACCGAGUUUCCAUUUCCACCGCUUUGGAAUAACAGGUGCCUUACCUGUAAGCGACACUUGUCCUUCAUUUGUCAUGGCGAGCGAGGAGACACCGGCUGCCGGAUUACAAGGUGAUGGAGUCAAGGAUGAAAAAGCGGCUACUUUGCCCCUCAACCCGGGGGUUCCGAUAAGGGGGAUCAGGAUGAAAUUCGCCGUUCUCGCCGGCCUGGUGGAAGUUGGAGAAGUUUCUGAUCGGGACAUUGUGGAGACGGUCUUCAACCUGCUGGUGGGAGGGCAGUUCGACCCGGAGCUGAACUUCAUCAUCCAGGAGACGGAAAGCGUGACCUGCAUGGUGGAGCUGCUGGACAGGUGCCCGCCCACCUGCCAGGCGGAGGUGUGGAGCGUCUUCAGCGCCAUCCUGAAGAAGAGCGCCCGCAACCUGCAGGCCUGCAGCGAGGCGGGGCUGAUCGAGCAGCUCCUGACCCGCGUCCACGGCGCUGACGGCGUGAUCGCAGAUCUGAUGGCGGACAUGCUGGGAGCCUUGGCCAGUUAUAGCAUCUCUGUCAGAGAACUCAAGCUGUUCUUCAGCAAACUGCAGGGAGAGAAGGGCCAGUGGCCUCCUCAUGCUGUAAAGCUGCUCUCCGUGCUGAAAUGCAUCGCCUACAAAAGUGGCCCAGACUCUUUCUUCAACUUCCCUGGGAAGAGUGCUGCGGCCAUCGCCCUGCCUCCCAUCGCCAAGUGGCCCUACCAGAAUGGAUUCACCUUCCACACCUGGCUGCGCCUGGACCCGCUCAACAGCAUCAGCACCGACAAGGACAAGCCUUACCUGUACUGCUUCCGCACCAGUAAAGGUCUGGGGUACUCGGCGCACUUCGUUGGAGGCUGUCUGAUCGUGACCUCGCUGAAGUCCAAAGGGAAGGGGUUCCAGCACUGCGUGAAAUACGAUUUCAAACCCCAGAAGUGGUACAUGGUGACUAUAGUGCACAUCUACAAUCGCUGGAAGAACAGUGAAAUCUGCUGCUAUGUCAAUGGGGAGCUGGCGUCGUAUGGAGACAUAACCUGGUUGGUCAGUACAAGUGAUACGUUUGAUAAGUGUUUCCUGGGCUCGUGUGAGACGGCGGACGCUAACCGGGUGUUCUGUGGCCAGAUGGGGGCGGUGUACCUGUUUAGUGAAGCCCUCAAUGCUGCUCAGAUCCUGGGUAUUUACCAGCUGGGUCCAAGCUACAAGGGCACCUUUAAGCACAGGGCGGAGAGCGACCUCCUGUUCGCCGAGCACCACAAGAUGGUCCUGUACGACGGGAAGCUGUCCGGCAGCAUCGCCUUCACCUACAACCCCCGGGCCACCGACGCCCAGCUCUGCCUGGAGUCCUCGCCCAAAAACAGCCCGUCCAUCUUCGUGCACUCGCCCCACGCCCUCAUGCUUCAGGAUGUGAGAGCUGUGCUGACGCACUCUGUACAGAGCGCCAUGCACUCGAUCGGUGGAGUGCAGGUGCUCUUCCCUCUCUUUGCACAGCUUGACUAUCACCAGCACAACAGCGACCAGCUGGACACCUCUAUCUGCUGCACCCUCCUGUCCUUUGUGAUGGAGCUGCUGCAGAACUCCAUGGCUAUGCAAGAACAGGUCGUGGCCUGCAAAGGCUUGCUGGUCAUCGGGUACAGUCUGGAGAAGUCUUCCAAAGUCCACGUGACCCGAGCCGUGCUGGACAUCUUCCUGGCUUUGGCGCGGUACCUGAGUAACCUGCAGAGCGGCGCCCACCUGCUCAAACACCUGUGCGACCACAUCCUGUUCAACCCCAGCAUCUGGAUCCACGCCCCGGCCAAGGUGCAGCUGAUGCUCUACACCUACCUGGCGACGGAGUUCAUCAGCACGAUGGCCAUCUACAACGCCAUCCCCAGGGUGGGCACGGUACUGCAGGUCAUGCACUCUCUGAAGUACUUCUACUGGGUGGUGAACCCGGAGGACUGCAGCGGAGUCGCGCCCAGAGGCCUCGAUGGCCCCAGACCCACACAGAAAGAGAUUCAUUCCCUGAGAGCCUUCCUGCUGCUGUUCAUCAAACAGCUGGUUGUGAAGGAUCGUGGAGUGAAGGAAGAUGAGCUGCAAAGUAUUCUCAACUACCUACUCACAAUGCAUGAGGAUGACAAUUUAAUGGACGUGCUGCAGCUGCUGGUGGCCCUGAUGUCGGAGCACCCGGGCUCCAUGGUGCCGGCGUUUGACCAGCGCAACGGAAUACGAGCGAUCUAUAAGCUUCUUGCAUCUAAAAGUGAAGCUGUUCGAGUGCAGGCCCUCAAGGUCCUGGGGUUCUUUCUGAAGCAUCUGCCUCCUAAGAGGAAAUCUGAGGUCAUGCUGGGCCACGGCCUCUUCUCUCUGCUGUCCGAGCGGCUGAUGCUCCACUCUGGCCAGUUCACUCUGACCACGUACAACGUCCUGUUUGAGAUUCUCACAGAGCAGCUCAGCACACAAGUCAUUCACAAACAGCACCCAGACCCUGACUCUGCCGUCAAGAUCCUCAACCCACAGAUCCUGAAAGUGAUCGCGGCCCUGUUGAAGAGCUCGCCCCAGAGUGCUGAGAGCAUGGAGGUGCGGCGGAUCUUCCUGUCAGACAUGAUCAAACUGUUCAACAACAGCCGAGAGAACCGCAGGAGUCUGCUGCAGUGCUCCGUGUGGCAGGAGUGGAUGCUGUCGCUGUGCUUCUUCAACCCGCGGAGCAGCGAGGAGCAGAAGAUCACAGAGAUGGUGUACGCCAUCUUCCGCAUCCUCCUCUACCACGCCAUCAAGUACGAGUGGGGCGGCUGGCGCGUGUGGGUGGACACACUCUCCAUCAUGCACUCCAAGGUCACUUUUGAGGAGCACAAAGAGAGGUUGGCAGGCGUGCUCAAGGAGCACCAGAGAGAGGGGUCGGGCCGCAUCAGAACGGUCUCAGGGUCCAGCAAGGACGCAGACGCCCUGACCCAGGCCAAUGGAGAGGAAACGCCUCCGUCGACCAUCAUUGAGCUGACCGUGGAGGGUGCGGUGGACACACCUUCCCUCAGCGAUAUCGAUCAGGAGCGGUCGCCCAUCACUGUGGCCAACAUCCUAGAGAGAACCGCUGAGGAGGAGGAACGUGCCCAGGAGGACAGAGGUCAGACUCCCAGUGACAGUGCAGGAAAGUCCCAGGAUGUGCCUGUAGAACCCGAGGGCCUAGCUGCAGAUGCUUUUGUGAGUGCAGAGGGCAUAGAGCAGGAGACCACAGUGGAGGCGUCUGAUGCCAAUGAAACGGAGCUUGAAGCACUGAGCAAGAAGGGAGCUGUGGGUGACAGUGAGGUGGCUGCAGGUGACGGUGAGGAGGCUGCAGCUGAAAGGGGCGAGGCUACAGGCAACACUGAGGAGGCUGCAGGUGAAAGGGACGAGGCUACAGGUAACACUGAGGAGGCUGCAGGUGACGGUGAGGAGGUUACAGGUGACAGUGAAGAGGCUGCAGGUGAAAGGGAGGAGGCUACAGGCAACACUGAGGAGACUGCAGGUGACGGUGAGGAGGCUACAGGUGACACUGAGGAGGCUACAGGUGACACUGAGGAGGCUACGGGUGACGGUGAGGAGGCUACAGGUGCCAACACAGAAAUUGUAGGUGAGAGUGGAGAAGCAGCAGAUGAAAGCACAGAAACAGCAGGCGUCAGUGUGAAAUCUGCAGGUGACAGUGCAGGCACUGCAGGUGACAGUGUGAAAGACGCUGGAGAAAGUGCAGAGGCAGGGACUGCUGUCAAUGAUGAGGACCUGGUGGAAGUCUCGCUCAUCAGUGACCAAGUCGAGGUCAGUGACCACAGUGUGAAGGACCCCGCCUUUGUUUCUGCCACCAUUGUAGCAGCGGAGGAGGAAGAGGAGGGUGUCACACAGAAGCCUGAUGAUGAAGCAGGAGUUAAGGCUCUGGAGGAAGAGCAGCCAGUGAGUGAAGCAGGAGCUAAGCCUAUAGGGGAAGAGCAGCCGGUGAGUGAGGCAGGAGCUAAGCCUAUAGAGGAAGAGCAGCCGGUGAGUGAAGCAGGAGCUAAGCCUGUAGAGGAAGAGCAGCCGGUGAGUGAAGCAGGAGCUAAGCCUAUAGAGGAAGAGCAGCCGGUGAGUGAGGCAGGGGUUAAGCCCAUAGAGAAAAAGCACCCGGUGAGUGGAGAAGGAACUGAGGAACCUGUAACUGAAGCUGCCACACCCACAGCACCUAACCCCAGCCAAGAGAAUCCGUCUUCUGAGAGACCAGACACCCCCGUCUCCCAGGACAUUGACAGGCCUGACUCCAACGUCACUGAGGGCGCUGAUAGGCCGGACCCCGCUGUCACUGAGGGCACUGAUAGGCCGGACCCCGCUGUCACCACAGAUACCGACAGGCCAGACCCCUCCACAGUAGAGGAGACGAAGAUGGAAGUGGCAGCUGGAAGGAGCACUCCAGAGAGUGCUGGCCCUGCCGCUAAGACCAAAGAGAUGAAGAUCGCCCGUCUGGACGUGUCCAGCGUGGCCUCUGACACAGAAAGGCUGGAGCUAAAGGGACAGCCAUCGGAGGAUGGCAGCCAAGGCCAGGCAGCAGCCCUGGGUUCCACCCCACAGGCUAAGGAGUCCUCCUCCUCAGACCGGUCCACCAUGUUCCGCAUCCCAGAGUUCCAGUGGUCCCACAUGCACCAGCGGCUGCUGACAGACCUGCUGUUCUCCAUCGAGACGGAUGUUCAGAUGUGGAGAAGCCACUCCACCAAGACGGUGAUGGAGUUCGUCAACAGCAGCGAGAACGUCAUCUUCGUGCACAACACGGUUCACCUGAUGUCACAGGUGGUGGACAACCUCAUCAUGGCGUCCGGAGGGAUCCUGUCUCUGCUGUCUGCCGCCACCUCCUCCUCUCACGAGCUGGAGAACGUGGAGCCGCCGCAGGGCCUGACGGCGGAGGCCUCCGUCACCUUCCUGCAGAGGCUGGUCAGCCUGGCGGACGUGCUGAUCUUCGCCAGCUCGCUCAGCUUCACCGAGAUCGAGGCCGAGAAGAACAUGUCCUCGGGGGGUGUCCUGAGGCAGUGCCUUCGCCUGGUGUGUGCCAUGGCUGUGCGGAGCUGUUGGGAGACCCAGCAGCACUCCCACUUCAAACCCGGCGCGGAAAACGCCUGGGGGCAGAAGGCCGGACAAAGCCUUGGGGGCGCUGCCAGAUCAGGUCCCUCCCAGAGUCCUUUGGACGUCGGGACAGGAGGGACGUUUCACUUUGGAGAUGUGGACCAGCUGCUGGAGGACAUAGACAUCAGCCGGCUGCGGGCAGUGGUCUUCAGAGACAUGGAGGACAGUAAGCAGGCGCAGUUCCUGGCCCUGGCGGUGGUCUACUUCAUCUCUGUCCUCAUGGUGUCCAAGUACCGGGACAUCCUGGAGCCCCACAACGAAAGGGGACGAGUCCAGCGCAGUGAGUCCAGCAAGAGCAGAGGGGCAGGUGGGGGCGUCCAGGCCGCGCUGGACAACGGCGUGUCCCCCCAGAGGAAGGACUCUGGCAUCGGGGACGAGCAGGGCUCCUUCGCUGCCAGCGAGGCGGAGUCGCAGGCUGGGGCCGGCUCCAGGCCGGACAGCGUCAGCGAGGUGCCCUCCGCUCCGGCCUCGGAGGCGAGGAGCCGUCAGGCCACGCCCCCGGUCAACGUCAAGGACAUCCUGCGCAGCCUCGUCAGCGGGCCGGCCGACGACAUCAUGGUGGACCCCAGCCUCCUCCCGCCCGCCUUCCUGGGGGCUGUGGGCGACUCCGCCAGGGACAAAUCUCAGCAGUUCCGCUCCUUUGACAGGAGUGUUGUGGUAGCACCCAAGAAGGGGGGAGGAGCUUCAUCUCAGGGAGCUGGCACCGUGUCUGCGGCCACGCCCGCCCCGGCCUCCGCAGCCAGCGCUCCAGGUGGGACGCCUGUCAACGACGUGGCUGUGGUGUCAUCGGGCAGUGCCACCCACAGCACCCCCUCGGAGUCUGACGCCGGAGGGGUCUCUGCCAGCGCUGAUCUGCCAGCUGUCCCCGCACUGUCCCCUCUGACCCGGGACUCGGCCUCCACCAUGAGUAUUUCGGAGAGGCUGGAACACGUGCUGGAGCGGGCCGCCCCCCUGCUGAGGGAGAUCUUUGUGGACUUCGCCCCCUUCCUGUCCCGCACGCUCCUGGGGAGUCAUGGGCAGGAGCUGCUGAUCGAGGGCACCAGUCUGAUGUGCAUGAAGUCCAGCAGCUCAGUGGUGGAGCUGGUCAUGCUGCUGUGCUCUCAGGAAUGGCAGAACUCCAUCCAGAAGAACGCGGGGCUGGCCUUCAUCGAGCUCGUCAACGAGGGCAGGCUGCUGAGCCUCACCAUGAAGGAUCACCUGGUGAGGGUUGCCAACGAGGCUGAGUUCAUCCUGAGCCGACAGCGCGCUGAGGACAUCCACAAGCACUCAGAGUUCGAGUCCCAAUCCGCCGAGUACUCGGCAGAGAAGCGUGAGGAGGAGAAAAUGUGUGAUCAGCUGAUCAGAGCGGCUAAAUACCGGGAUCACGUGACCGCCACCCAGCUCGUUCAGAAGAUCGUCAACAUCCUGACGGACAGGCACGGCGCGGGGGUUAGCUCCACUCUCAGCCGUCCCCGCGAGUUCUGGCGCCUGGACUACUGGGAGGACGACCUGCGCCGGCGACGGCGGUUCGUGCGGAACCCCCUCGGAUCCGCGCAUUCCGAGGCCACGCUCCGGGCCGCCGACGAACAUGAUCCCGAGGAGGAUGUUCUGAAAGGCAAACAGUCCAUCAGGAGUCAAGCUUUGGGAAAUCAGAACUCGGAGAGUGAGAUAUUGUUGGACGGGGACGAUGAUGCCCUGUCAUCCUUGGAAGAGAAGGAAUUAGAAAACUUAACGGGCCCGGUGAACAUGAGCUCUGGCGCGCAGCUGGUCGCCCCCGCGGUGGCGGUGAGAGGGACCCUGUCCAUCACGGCCUCGGCGCUCUACUUCGAGGUGGAUGAAGAAGAGCCUGGCUUUAAGAAAAUCGAUCCGAAGGUCCUGGCCUACACGGAGGGGCUGAACGGGAAGUGGCUGUUCAGCGAGAUCCGGGCCGUCUUCUCCCGCCGCUACCUGCUGCAGAACACCGCGCUGGAGAUAUUCAUGGCCAACCGGACUGCUGUCAUGUUCAACUUCCCGGACGCCGCCACUGCCAAGAAAGCUGUGCACUGCUUGCCCCGUGUGGGCGUGGGUACCAACUUUGGACUGCCCCAGACCAGGCGUAUCUCUCUGGCCAGCCCCCGGCAGCUGUACAAGGCCUCCAACAUGACCCAACGCUGGCAGCGCAGGGAGAUCUCCAACUUCGAGUACCUCAUGUUCCUCAACACCAUCUCCGGUCGGACGUACAAUGACUUGAAUCAGUACCCCAUUUUCCCCUGGGUUCUCACUAAUUAUGACACAGAGGAUCUGGACCUGACACUGCCCAGUAACUUCAGGGACCUGUCCAAGCCUAUCGGAGCGCUCAACCCCAAGAGGGCGGCCUUCUUCUCAGAGCGCUUCGACUCCUGGGAGGAUGACCAGGUCCCCAGAUUCCACUACGCCACCCAUUACUCCACCUCCAGCUUCACCCAGAUGUGGCUGCUCAGAGUAGAGCCCUUCACCACGUUCUUCCUCGAUUCCCAUGGAGGUCAAUUUGACCAUGCUGACCGGACCUUCUCAUCAGUGUCCAGAGCCUGGAGGAGCUGCCAGAGAGACACAUCUGAUGUGAAGGAAUUGAUCCCGGAAUUUUAUUAUCUCCCGGAGAUGUUUGUCAACUCCAAUAAUUACAACCUGGGAGUGAUGGAUGAUGGGACGGUGGUGUCUGACGUGGAGCUCCCACCGUGGGCCAAGACCCCAGAAGAGUUUGUGCGCACAAACAGGCUGGCUCUGGAGAGCGAGUUUGUGUCCUGCCAGCUGCACCAGUGGAUCGACCUCAUCUUCGGCUACAAGCAGCAGGGACCCGAGGCCAGCCGGGCCCUCAACGUCUUCUACUACCUGACCUACGAGGGCGCGGUCAACCUCAGCUCCAUCACCGACCAAGCGCAGAGAGAGGCCAUAGAAGCUCAGAUCCAAAGCUGUGGGCAGACGCCGUGUCAGCUGCUGAUUGAGCCCCACCCCCCACGGAGCUCCGCCAUGCAGGUGACGCCGCUCAUGUUCAGCGAGCAGUUGCAGCAAGACGUUAUCAUGGUGCUCAAGUUCCCCUCCAACUCCCCGGUGGCCCACGUGUCCGCCAACACGCAGCCCGGCCUGGCUACCCCUGCUGUCAUCACCGUCACCGCCAACCGCCUCUUCGCUGUCAACAAGUGGCACGGCCUGGGAGGAUAUCAAGGUUCAACUGUCCAGGAUCAACAGUACCAGUUACCUGUGGAGAUUGAUCCCCUCCUAGCCAGCAAUGCGGGCUCUCAGCGCAGGCAGGUGACCGACCUGCUGGACCAGAGCCUGCAGGUCCACUCUCAGUGCUUCAUCAUCACCGCCGACAACCGCUACAUCCUGCUGUGCGGCUUCUGGGACAAGAGCUUCCGCGUCUACUCCACUGACUCAGGGAAGCUGACCCAGAUUGUGUUUGGCCACUGGGACGUGGUGACAUGCCUGGCCCGGUCGGAGUCCUACAUCGGGGGGGACUGCUAUGUCCUCUCGGGGUCCCGGGACACCACCCUGCUGCUCUGGUACUGGAAUGGCAAGAACUGCAGCAUCGGCGAAAGCGUGGGGCCAGAGUUUGUGACUCCCAGAGCCAUCCUGACGGGUCACGACUGCGAGGUGACCUGUGCCAGCGUGUGUGCGGAGCUGGGCCUGGUCAUCAGCGGCUCCAGGGAGGGGUCGUGCCUCAUACACUCCAUGAGUGGGGACCUCCUGCGGGCCCUCGAGGGCCCGGCGAGCUGCCAGAAGCCCAGGCUGAUCCAGUGCUCCACGGAGGGCCACUGCGUGGUCUACUACGACAAGGGCCACUUCUGCGUCUUCAGCGUCAACGGCAAGCUCCUGGGCCACAUGGAGGUGGGGGACGGCAUUAAGGCCAUGCUGCUAAGCCGCGAUGGACAGUACUUGCUGGCUGGGGGUGACGGGGGAGUGCUGUCCGUCUGGCAGGUCCAUGACCUCAAACAGCUCUUCACCUACCCAGGCUGUGACGCAGGGAUCAGAUCCAUGGCCAUGUCACAUGAUCAACGGUGCGUCAUUACCGGCAUGGCCUCAGGAAGCAUCGUACUGUUUUACAACGACUUCAACAGAUGGCAUCACGAGUACCAGACCAGAUACUGAGGCCUGGACACUGGAGGGGGGGUGGCAAAAGUGGACCCCAUUCUACACUCCUGCCACUGGCUCCUAAAGGCACUACUCUAUAUACAUACUGAAUUCCUGAAUGUAAUUAAAAUCCCCUAAAAAACAAGCUAUUUUUAAAUGGGUAUUUGCUAUAUUUUGUAGAUCUAAAUAAAUUUCAUAUAAUAUACAACUUUGGGCUGGGUAAUAUAGCUACAAAUCUAUUUUUAGCUGUAAAAGUCUAUUUUCAUCUCUGUGUGAAGAAAAUGAUGGUUUGAGUGGUCAGUAGCUAGAAAAUUAUAUUUGCAUCAGUUGUCAUAAAACAUAUAUAUUUGUGUACUUGGGAGGAGGGGAGAUUUCAGUAUGUGCGAUAUGGAAAAAAAUUGUCUUUGUAAUUUUCAUGAGCUUUAUCUGUUUGCUGCUGAUGGCACCUUAGAAAAAGCAAUAUCCUGUGGGGUGAGGUUCGGUGCAGUACAUCUCAGUCCUGUUCUGUGGCAAAGCACUGUUUGAGUAACAGGGGAAAGAGGAAUCUCUUAGGUUUCACCUUACCUGAACGCUUGGGCUCACUUUCCGCCCCUCUGUUUAAAAUGAAAUGAUACGUGCCUCUGGCAACCGCCGAAAUGCUGCAGAAACCCCAGCCUCUGAAGAGGCUGCUUAGAGACAAAUCAAAGAUUACAUCUUGGAACAAAGAUGGCCGUUGGUCAGCUGGUAGAUGUUGUUCCUGAAAGGUGCUGAAAUAUUAAAACCUUCUUGUGUAGGGCCAGCAGGUAAGCUCAUGCACCAAGUGGUCAAAGUCCAGGCAAGCCUGCAGGUAGCUUUCAGCCAGAAGGGGGCGCACUGUGUUUCCAGGCUGCCCUGUGGACUUCUCAUCAGCACCGCCAGCGUCUAGCUGAUCCUCAUGACUCAAGUGUGUCUGUCCGUCUGUGUGAAAUACCAUUGAAAUGAUGCACAGGAAGUGAGCAGGCCAGCUUGGUCCACUUUACGAGCUCUUGCUGAAGGAUAAAUAGAAUCAAAGCCUUUUAUCCUCGGUCCCCAGCUUGCCUGUUCAUGGGGAGAUAAGUCUAAUGUGAAAGGUGUGAAUCUGCUUUAGGACGACCGUGUCCCCUACUAGAAGCACUCUGAUAAACUUAUAUGGUUUGUUUAGUUUAUCUAAGGUCAGCCAGGUGACGAUGCAACUGCAACGAACCGCUGUAUUUUUACGUACUGUAAUACUGACUGCUUUGGUCACUGAUUUGGAAAUGUCUUUUGAUGUGAUGAGUUUAAACAAUAAAAUGGAAUUUAUA
Megalops cyprinoides (Indo-Pacific tarpon) is the source of this 11435-nucleotide messenger RNA. It is a transcript of the gene lrba, whose product is annotated as LPS responsive beige-like anchor protein. Bases 1054 to 10155 code for a protein of 3033 amino acids. The transcript has 57 exons. Gene Ontology annotation, molecular function: protein kinase binding. Gene Ontology annotation, cellular component: cytosol; membrane. The record is from RefSeq and is a predicted model, not a curated record. Lineage: Eukaryota; Metazoa; Chordata; Actinopteri; Elopiformes; Megalopidae. Gene Ontology annotation, biological process: intracellular protein localization.